UGAAUUUAACCUUUAAUCUACAGAGCUCCAGAUGAAUGUCUCAAAACGAGUUAUCUCUUAAAAUAACAUGAACAUUUAGGCAGAUCGUUUCAGUAUGUGCGCCGAAUGAGAGGUGGUUCGUUUAUGAGUAAAUUCUGCAAGUUUUUCUUUCAACUUUUAAAGAAGCUGAUUAAUUUUCUCAUAAUGAGAAGACUUUUAACGAGAAUUAUAAACAGAGUUCUGCUGAGCGGACAAAUAACAGCAGCGAUGAGAGGAGCUGAAGCAGAGAUUCAUACAGAAGGACGAAGAAAGUUGGUGGUGGGCCUGGGGAACCCUGGGAUGGAGGGUACCAGACACAGCGUGGGGAUGGCGGUCCUCGGAGCGCUCGCCGCUCGGCUCGGUAUGGCCAACCGUUGGCGCGGCGACAGUCACGUAUCCGGUGAGGUCAUCCUGACGGAGGUCCAGCAUACCCGCGUGGUUCUGCUCCGCCCGAGGCUGCUGAUGAACAUCAACGGGGUGUCUGUGGCCAAAGCGGCUGGUAAAUAUGGCAUCAAACCUGAGGACGUCCUGCUGGUGCAUGACGAAAUGGACAAACCUUUGGGGAAAAUCGCCAUCAAACAUGGAGGAAGUGCCAGGUAGGUUUUUUUCCUAGUAGUUUCUUACCCCCAGAUUCCACAUCCUCCGCCCCGGCCCGUCUCGCCCCGCUCACGUACGUCCUGUGCAGCACUUGCGCUGUCAUGUUAAUCAAUGAGAGCUGUUUCACAUCCACUGCUACUCUUCCGUACGUCACCGUCCACGUACGUCUUAUCCAUCCUUCACUGUCAAAAUUAGGAGCCAAGCUAUACUCUUCUCCUCUCUGGUCCGUUGGAAGCUGGCCAGGUCAACAUCCGCAAUUGCAAUCACACCAAACAGGAAAAGAACGUUAAGAAGAUCUGGCUUGUCAAAGUGAAAUAAAGUAACGAUAGAUCAGUAACUACUAAUUAGAGCAUCAUUUUUAUAUAUUCCCCAAAAAGAAGGAUGAUUGAUUGGUUCAAACUAUUGGUGCUUCAACAUAACAGGAAGGAGAUUUGUACGACGGAGUAUUAGAGCCAGGCUAG
Cyprinodon variegatus (sheepshead minnow) is the source of this 1076-nucleotide messenger RNA. RefSeq names its product probable peptidyl-tRNA hydrolase. The coding region runs from base 106 to 618 and encodes 170 amino acids. The record is from RefSeq and is a predicted model, not a curated record. NCBI's taxonomy places the organism in Eukaryota, Metazoa, Chordata, Actinopteri, Cyprinodontiformes, Cyprinodontidae. Gene Ontology annotation, molecular function: peptidyl-tRNA hydrolase activity. The transcript is spliced from 3 exons.